Messenger RNA from Spea bombifrons (plains spadefoot toad), 1130 nucleotides. RefSeq names its product solute carrier family 39 member 11 (gene SLC39A11). Gene Ontology annotation, biological process: zinc ion transmembrane transport. Gene Ontology annotation, molecular function: zinc ion transmembrane transporter activity. The record is from RefSeq and is a predicted model, not a curated record. NCBI's taxonomy places the organism in Eukaryota, Metazoa, Chordata, Amphibia, Anura, Pelobatidae. Gene Ontology annotation, cellular component: membrane. The transcript has 10 exons. The coding region runs from base 71 to 1060 and encodes 329 amino acids.
GACACGUGUACAGGGAAGCCAGGAAGUGUUCCCGGCUGGCUCUAAAGAAAGGGGCACAGGAUCCAGGAACAUGAUAGAAGGAGUCAGCCCGGUGGUGCAGUCCCUCCUGGGGACCCUGUUUACAUGGGGGAUGACGGCAGCAGGGGCGGCUUUGGUGUUUGUCUUCUCCACUGGCCAGAGACGGAUCCUGGAUGGGAGUCUGGGCUUUGCAGCUGGGGUGAUGCUGGCGGCUUCGUACUGGUCUCUUCUGGCCCCUGCUUUAGAGAUGGCCGAGAUGUCUGGACAGUACGGCUCCUUCGCCUUCCUUCCAGCCGCCGUCGGGUUUGCCGUCGGAGCCGGCUUUGUUUACUUGGCAGACAAGAUCCUUCCAGCUCUGGGCGUGGUGGAUGAUCCAUAUGCCAUUGCAACCCAGAACCACGACGCUAGACCCGUCAAGGAGAAGGAUGAGGAUUUGAGCUACGAGGACCGGGAGCUGAGCAUCCGGAUAGAUAAAAUUGAAAACGGGGAUGUGCACCAGAGGAAGAGAGGAGCUCAGACCGUCUCGGGUGAAGAGUCCUCCAUGCUGAACCCCAAGGAGCCCAGGCAGAAGUCGGGGAGCAGCUGGAGAAGGAUCAUGCUGCUGAUACUCGCCAUCACCAUCCAUAACAUCCCAGAGGGGCUGGCCGUCGGAGUGGGUUUUGGUGCCAUCGGAAAGACCGCGUCGGCCACGUUUGACAAUGCAAGGAAUUUGGCAAUUGGAAUAGGGAUCCAGAAUUUCCCAGAAGGCCUUGCAGUGAGCCUGCCAUUGCGCGGAGCCGGCAUUUCCACAUGGAAGGCGUUCUGGUACGGCCAGUUGAGCGGGAUGGUGGAACCCAUCGCUGGAGUAUUAGGAGCUUUUGCAAUUUCUCUGGCAGAGCCGCUGCUGCCCUACGCUUUGGCGUUUGCAGCUGGAGCCAUGAUAUACGUUGUGAUAGACGAUAUUAUUCCCGAAGCACAGACCAGCGGCAACGGAAAGCUGGCUUCCUGGACUUGCAUAGUGGGCUUUAUAGUAAUGAUGUCUUUGGAUGUUGGGCUGAGCUAACCGAUCUCUACCGGGAACCCGAGACGUGAUCCAAAAAGCGCUGGGCGCUUGGGGGUCCAAGAAGAAGAAA